UUUCAAACUCAGAGGUAUCAGUUUUUAUCUAUGUCUUGACACUAGUAAUAGUAUUAUUACAUGACAAAAAAUUUUUUUAGUUAAAAGGAAGUUACAAAAGGAUUAAGAGAAAUGGACUUAAUAAAUUGAGGAGUGGGAAAGGACAGAUCAAAUAUUUGCUACAAUAACCAUGUCCACCAAUGCAAUGUCAGGUCACACAGCUUGCAAACUUACCACAGACAGUGAAGAACAAAGUGAGGAUGACAUAAGUGCACCUCAAUCAAAUUGUCUGACCAACGUGAAUAACAGCAACAACAAUGAAGAGGAAAAAAAGAAAAAGAAAAAGGAGAAGAAAGACAAGAAGGAGAAGAAAGAAAAAAAGAAAAAGGAGAAGGAAGAAAAAGAAGCAAGAGAAAAGGAACAAGAAAGAGAAAAAGAGAAAGAAAAGGAGAAAGAAAAAGAAAAAGAAAAGGAAAAGGCAAAGGCAAAGGAAAAGGACAAAGACAAGCCCAAGGAAAUAUUCGUUAUUAAUCCUGCAGGGAAUUUGUAUUACAACUGGCUUUUCAUCAUUGCAAUGCCAGUCAUGUAUAAUUGGACGAUGAUAAUAGCCAGGGCAUGCUUUGAGGAGCUGCAACAGGACUACCUUCUCUAUUGGGUUUUGUUGGACUACAGCUCUGAUCUAAUUUACCUGAUGGACAUGUUCGUCAGAACCAGAACAGGGUAUCUUGAGCAAGGCCUGAUGGUGAAAGAUAUGAAGUUGCUUCGAGAUAACUACGUUAAUAGCUUCCAGUUUCGCCUCGAUGUUCUCUCCAUGCUGCCGACAGACCUACUUUAUUUCGUCUUUGGCCUUCACUACCCCGAGAUCCGUAUAAACAAGCUGCUGAGAAUUGGCCGAAUGAUGGAGUUCUUCACAAGGACGGAGACUAAAACCAAUUAUCCAAACAUCUUCCGCAUUGGGAACCUAAUUAUGUACAUUCUCAUUAUCAUCCACUGGAAUGCAUGCUUCUACUUUUCAUUCUCUAAGUUGAUUGGUUUUGGUGCUGAUGACUGGGUCUACCCAGCUCUCGAUGAUCCAGAGGAGCCUGAGUUUGGGCAGCCGAUGAGAAAAUAUGCCUUCAGCCUUUAUUGGUCCACACUGACUCUGACCACCAUUGGUGAAACUCCACCACCUGCUCUUGACUCAGAGUUUCUCUUUCAUGUGGUCGACUUCUUAGUUGGAGUAUUGAUCUUUGCUACCAUUGUGGGAAACAUUGCCACCAUGAUUUCCAACAUGAAUGCUGCACAGGCCCAGUUUCAGGCCCGUAUUGACAACAUCAAACAAUACAUGCAGGUUCGAAAAGUCAGCAAAGAACUUGAGCUAAGAGUUAUUAAGUGGUUUGACUACCUGUGGAAUAACGGCAAGGCGCAGAAUGAGAGGGAGGUGCUGAGAUAUCUUCCUGACAAGCUACGAGCGGAAAUAGCCAUCCAAGUUCACAUGGACACCUUGAAGAAAGUUCGAAUUUUUGCGGACUGUGAGGCAGGCCUCCUGAUCCAACUCGUGCUCAAACUCCGUCCGCAAGUCUUUAGUCCAGGAGACUACAUUUGCAAAAAGGGUGACAUUGGUCGUGAGAUGUACAUCAUAAAAGAUGGAAAACUAGCAGUUGUUGCUGAUGAUGGAGUCACACAGUUUGUAGUGCUGGGAAGUGGUAGCUAUUUUGGUGAAAUUAGCAUCCUUAAUAUUAAAGGCAGUAAAGCAGGCAACAGGCGGACUGCUAACAUUAGAAGCAUUGGCUACUCUGACCUCUUUUGUCUUUCCAAAGAUGACCUGAUGGAGUCACUGAUCGAAUAUCCAGAUGCCAAAGCCAUGCUAGAGGACAAAGGCCGGCAGAUCCUUUUGAAAGAUGGUCUCAUAGACUUGGACCCCGCCAACAUUAAGCCUGAAGCUAAGGAGCUGGAGGAGAAAGUCUCCAAACUGUACAGCACAAUGGAGCUGAUGCAGGUGAAGCUUAAGAAGAUUUUGGGAAAUUACAAACAUACGGGCAAAGCCCUGAGACGGAGGAUUACAGAUCUGGAGCGCCUGAGUGGAGAAGAGGUGGAAGAAGAAGAGGAGGAGGAAGAUGAAGGAAAAAAAGAGGCUAAAGAGAAAGAAGCAGAAAAAGAAACUGAUGAAAAGGUUCUGGAGGAAAAAGGAGAAAAAACAGAAGAGGAGAAAGAAGCUGAUGAAAAAGACAUGGAGGAAACAGAAGAGAAAACAGAAGAGAAAGGAGUUGGUGAAAAAGUUGAGGACGAAGGAGGAGAAAAAACAGAAGAAGACAAAAGUGAGGUAACAAAAACAGAUCAGGAUAAAGGGGGAGAAGGAAAAGCUGAUGAAGUAAAAGGUGGAGAAGCAAAAGAGGACAAGAAAGAAGAGUAAAAGAUAAAACAAACAUUUGGUGUCUGCAAGAGUAUUUUUGAAAGGAUCGCUGUCACUCAACCUGUCAGGCUUUCUGGCCAACUCAGAAGGGUUGAUCAGAAAAGACAAUUGCUAAAAUAUCAACUCAGACAUGUCCGUAAAACUAGUUAUUUUACAAAACUAUAUUUCGUCCAACUGUUCAGUUGGUUGUCAUUUGUUUUUCAAUUUCUAAAGACUUCAUGUACACUGAGUCUGGAAAGACCUUCUGCUAUUUAUAAGUGCUGUGAGUAUAAGUGUUGUUGGACCAGAAGAAUAUGAAUCAUGCCUCAACUGUUGCACGUAAGGAACACCCACCUGUGUUUGAUGGGAGUGAAACUGUAUUUUAAUGAGAUAAAAGGGCUGCAUUUGCAUUAAAUUAUUUGACAAACAUUUUAUCAAAAGCACUUUACGGCUUAGGAAAAACCACUUAAGUUCAGAGCCGACAAAAAUGUGUUGAAAGUCAAAAGUCAAAGUCAGUACCUGCAUAGAAAUCCGAGUGAAUUGAAGUUUAGGUAUGUUUAAAUGUUCCCUCAACAUAUUUCUGCUCUGAUGGCAACUGGUAGCUUUUCUCACCUAAAUAAAACCACAAGCAACAAAGAUCUGUGCUAAAAGUAUUGGGUGGGGACGUUCAGCACGGCAGUAGUAGUUGACAGUGUUAAGAGAAACACAACGUGAGACUGCUUUAUGAUAGCUGUGGGAAAUGAUGGCAGCUAAAGAGGACACAAAUGUCCAUUACUACUUCCAGUCUGGCAGCCACUGUCUCCCAGUUGACUGCAACAAGUGAUGCAAUAGGAUGUGUUCUUUUUUUAUGUCUAAAUGAAAACCACAUCUAACAGGUUUAAUUCUGCACCACCUCUAGCAUAAGAGCUUUCUUUGAGGAGUGAAGAUUUUUGAUUUCUCCACUUUUAAUUAGCCUUUUUGUCUCUAAUAAGAGUCAUUUAUUGUUUGAAAUAUGUUUCAAACAAUAACUGCAUAUCGCUGCAUGUUCCAGCAUGACAUUUGUCGGCUGAGACUCUGCUCAUGUAUGUGACACAUGGGUACACACAGAGCACGUUGAGAAAGCCAGAAGCAACUACUACCAUUCAGAUCAGCUGGAACAAAAAAAAAGAAGCUCAGGAAAUCAACACAGAAUAAUAUUUAAAAAAAAAAAGAUAUAAUUUAGCAGAUGCCUUAAGUUUAAGUAAACUAGUUCAAAAUGUCAUACUGAUGUUUUUAAAAGGCCUAAAUACAAAGGCUUACAGGAGAUAAGCAGUCUUAUUAAUUAAAUAGCAGAUAUAAUGGUGUAGGAUUUAGGUGAGCUUAGAUGACAGGGAACGUGGAACAGCUGUGGAGAAAGGCAAAACAGGAAGUAUGACAGAAGGUGAAAAAUAAGCACAGGUACUAUUAUCUGCUGUCGAGUAGUAUAGACCACAAUGCACAAAGAACAGACUACAAGAAAUAACUUAACAGGUUUCAUAGAGAAAUUAACUAAUAUGGGCAUAUUGUAAUGAAUAACAGGGAAUUAAUUGAAUAUGGCAACAGCAUGAAUGCAUAAUUAAAACCGAAUCCAAGAAUGAUUAAUGAUUAAUUUCGCUAACAAAUUAAUAUUGCUACAAAAAUUAUCCUCCCUCACCCAUCAAUAGGAAAUGAGACAAACACUGAAUAUCUGUGCUAGGUAGUAGUUUUCUUCCAAAUGGUUAAAAUGUGGCGGGUUUUUUUCCAGUCAAUUUAAGUCUAAUUGAUAUAUAUCAGCUCUAGGAUAUUUUCCAGAACAUACAGAUAUAAACAUUGCUAUUUUUACAUUUUCUCAAACAUUUUUGUCACAAUUCAUAAAUGCACCACAAGUGUACAUCAACACAUCUCCUGUGAAAUCAGUUAUUCAUAAGCUGUCCAGAAAACCUGCAGGAACAUGUGUCAUACAUCGAAGGUCCCUGCUCUCUGAUGCAUGUGCAAACAGGAAUCUGUUGACAACGUCUGCAUCUAAUUAUGUGAUUAUUAUCUGACACUCAUGUGAGAACUGUUGUCUGUUAUAAACACGGCUUGUACUGACAACCAGAGACUGUGCACAAAAUGCACCACAACACUAAAACUAAUAAAAAAAUAUUUAAAAUAACAAUUUUAUUUGAAACAUUCAGCAUCAGUCAUAUAGUUGAUUAUUUUUUCAAGUUAAAAAUGCUGACGAAUUGGAGUGAAAAGAGAAAAAAAUUGUGUUUACCCAGUGAUUAUUAUAGCAGCACUUUAUCUUUUCCCAAUGUGGUAAUAUUGAAUGUGAACAUUUUCCAUAUCAGGUAGGCGGAUCCUUCCUCCAGCAUAAUAAUUUCAAAAACUGCUUAAAAUCUUAGACAAUAUGAAAACCCACCAGCACUUUAUUUUCUGAAGAAGCUUGAACUGAACUUAAACUGAGCAUCACAAUGGGGAAAAAUGGGAUCCAGGUGAGUUUAAGUGAAGCAUGAUUGUUGGUGAGUGAAUUGUCAAAUUCAGUGAUUUACAAUGAUUUUUUGUUUUUUUUAAUGAUCCUUGCAGUUACAAAGAAGGAUCUGAAAAGAGGUCCAACCAGCAAAGUAUACCAACCAAUGUGAUUGAUGAAUGUAAUAUUUUGUAAAUGUCACUUUUCUUUUUACUUUUAAUUUAACCAAAUUACUCUAGUUCAUUGUGUGAGCUACUUCGUGCAUGCAUGUAUGUUUAUGUAUGUUAAUGUCCAACUCCUUUAAAUCUUCUCAUCUAAGGUUUAAUAAAAAGCU
This is a messenger RNA of Poeciliopsis prolifica (blackstripe livebearer), 5109 nucleotides long. RefSeq names its product cyclic nucleotide gated channel subunit alpha 1a (gene cnga1a). The transcript has 9 exons. The coding region runs from base 170 to 2371 and encodes 733 amino acids. The record is from RefSeq and is a predicted model, not a curated record. Gene Ontology annotation, biological process: monoatomic cation transmembrane transport; potassium ion transport. Gene Ontology annotation, molecular function: cGMP binding; voltage-gated potassium channel activity; intracellularly cAMP-activated cation channel activity. Gene Ontology annotation, cellular component: intracellular cyclic nucleotide activated cation channel complex; plasma membrane. Lineage: Eukaryota; Metazoa; Chordata; Actinopteri; Cyprinodontiformes; Poeciliidae.